AAGCACGGUGGCGGGCGCUGCCGCAGGCAACCGGAUAUUCACGCGUCGUGGCGAGCGCAAGUUGCGCCGGCUCACAUGAGCGAGAGAAACUGCCCGCGGCUUCGCACCCGCGCCACUCUCCUAUGUCUGGGGAGGGCGGUGCUCGCGUGCCGCCGGCGCGGGAGCGCGACCGCGCCUCCGCGAGGGAGCGCCGCGGCUCGCGCUUCCCCCGGCACGGUGCGCCCGUGGCCCGCUCCAUCGGCGCCUCGCGCUGGGUCUGGCGGCGGGGGCGAGGGCGUCCCGCGAUCCGACGGAGGCCGCGCGCCGGCGGCAGAGACCACCAGAGGGCGCCCCCGAGCGUCCUGAGCAAAAAUCAAGACGCGUGCCUCGCCACCACCUGCGCGACGGCGCCGUGCGGGGCGAGGGACCGUGGCCCCUGGGAAUCGGUCCUCGAGAGGUCCGGAGGGGAGCAAGGGGCAGGAUGGUGAGGGAGAGACUGGAUCUGGUGGAUCGGCUCACGGGCCCCGUAUACCCGUGGCCGAUUGGAGCGCCGCCCGCGGGCGCGCGGAAGCCCAUCGGACGUGGAAAGGCACCGCGGCUGACAGCCAGUGCUCGGCAGGAGGGACAAAUCGAGCGGGAGCUUCGGAUGGGAAGCUGCCUGGGGUGUCCCUGGCGUGCCCCCGGCCUCCCGCGCCACUCCUGGAAGCAGGGCAACGGCACGAAUAGAACCUUUCGAGGGC
Prorocentrum cordatum is the source of this 719-nucleotide messenger RNA. The record is from the annotation of a GenBank genome assembly. NCBI's taxonomy places the organism in Eukaryota, Dinophyceae, Prorocentrales, Prorocentraceae.